AUGUUCAACCUCACAAGUAUUGACAUGUUUUCUUCGUUUGGUGCUUUCGCAACAACAUCAACAGCAUCAAUCAACAACAACAACAACACUCAAUCUCUCAAUGACACUUCCGUGUGUCAUCCUUUACUUCUUGCACAAGGAAACAAAAGCGAGUUGGGAUUGUGUGACGACUAUCCAUCAUCACGAGUGAUAGCUGCCAUCGUGUUGAUGGUUCAUACAUGUCUGCUGAUAGCAUCUUUUGGUGGGUUGGCAUACAAAUUAGUCAAGUUAUCAAAAAACCGUGGUGGGUCAUCACAACAAAAAGUCAAUUUUCUCACCCUCGCACGUAAUCCAGCAUUGAUAGUCAUUGGAUGUAGUGUUGGUUAUGCAUGUACCUUUGUCAUGUGCACUAGAAUUUUGAUAGGACGAAAGAUUUAUCCGUGCUUCAUCUUUACACUGAUUUAUUUCUUUUGCAUUCCAUGGAUUGCAGGUACCACAAUAUUGAGAUUUAUUCGAUUGAUUGUGUUGUCGUGGCUCAACAGUGUGAAAGUGAGGAUUGGAAAGAGAGAGCUUUCGCAUGUGACUGAGAAGGACAUGUCUUCGAACAGAUCAUCGUCAAUAAGCAUGUCGUCAGGAUCUACUGCGCUCACAAGAGGAAACUCCAGUACUGGAAACAUUCGACUGGAGGACAUAUUCAAACUAAGUGAGCAACCUCGUAAAUCGAAAGAAACUGAUGUUGCUGCCUCUAAUGACGCUCCAGAAGAAGACGACAUCAUUCUCAAGAAAGACACCCUACUGCAAAGUUUUGAAAAAGGGCGAUUGAUUGAUUUAUUGAGAUUUUUAGUGAGCUCAAAAUUCAUCUAUUUGUUUUACGGAAUUAUUGCUUUCAUUCAUGUAUCGAUAUAUUUGAUUAUUGGAGGAAUUGAUUAUUACAAUUUUGUGAAUGGUAUCAAAAUUUCAUCCACCAACAGGAGACAGGCCUUUGUUGUGGACACGUACAUUUUUUCACCAGGCGGAUGUGGAACAGGUACUUACAACACAAACAUUUUCAUUUCAUUCUUGGCAGUUUAUGCUAGUUUUGCAGUAUUAUUUGCAACGAUUGCCCUGUUGAUGAAAAAAGAUAUUUGGUUUGUGAAGAUCGAAAUAUGGUUUCUCUCGUUCAAUUGGGUGUUCUUUGCGUUGUUGUACGGAAUUCCAAGUAUGUUUUCACAGAUUACAACCUUAGUGGACUACUAUUUUCCUUGGGUUAUGACCAUUCUAUUUGGAUGUAUUUCAGAUCUUUUCAUGUCAUGUUUUGUACCUGUAUUUAUCUAUCAAAGAGUCGGAAAAGAAAAUCAUAACAGAGAAAUUGAAUUAACAUCUUCCAACAACCCUGAGAAAGACAAUGCGAUUCGAAAAAUAUUAACAAAUGCAAAAUGGAAUUCCUUAUUUUUACAAUUCUCAGAAAAGAGCUUCUCAUCAGAAGAUGUCAUGAUGUGGCAUGCUGUGGAACAAUUCAAGAAAGUAACAUCUGAAAAGUUAAGAAUUGAACUCUUUUUGAAAAUUUGUGACACUUAUUUACGAAUUGGAGCACCACUCGAGUUAAAUAUUCCAAGAAAGGAAUUUGGUGUUCCUGAAAUUAUGUCAUUGCAUUCCUCAUUACGAGCGAGUAGACGACACUCCUCAAACAAAGGAAAUUCACCAACCAUUAUAGUACCAUCAGUACCAUCGACGACGACAACACCGACGAAUGUGGUACCACAACUCUUUAGGAAUGAGCCUGUUGUUGCUUCUAACAACGUCACAACCACCACAAGCGUCAUCACUUCUCGGAACUGUUCUUCACCAAAUAUUAUCCCGCCUAACAUCUUUGAUCGAGUGCAACAAUGUUGUGAGCAUAAUAUGAUUGACAAUUAUACGAGGUUUGGACUCGUCUACUCGAAACAACUUUCCUCAGAGCUUAAUAUUGUUUCCACAUUUUAA
Molecule: messenger RNA, 1941 nt
Organism: Naegleria fowleri
Lineage: Eukaryota; Heterolobosea; Eutetramitea; Acrasida; Naegleriidae
Exons: 3
Coding region: 1-1941 (646 amino acids)
Source: RefSeq, a predicted model, not a curated record